This is a messenger RNA of Mycena citricolor, 1026 nucleotides long. NCBI's taxonomy places the organism in Eukaryota, Fungi, Basidiomycota, Agaricomycetes, Agaricales, Mycenaceae. The record is from the annotation of a GenBank genome assembly.
AUCUUGGCGUUUGGGUCCUUAUUUCUGAUGUACCUUACGCCCUGUGAGGCUGGGACUGCUUACACCAGAUAAAUCAGCUCAAGUGCCAGCACAGCUUGGGAUGGAAACUCUGGCCCUCCACAAGAGCACCAGCUUGCUCUUCACGCUAUGCUUUGCUCAUUGCAUAUAUAUCAUAUGCGCCUGCAGUAGCUCCACAGCUUGCUCGCGACCAACAUCAGCUUUGCACAAACGGAACCGGAUCCUGUUGCCACGAAACACAGCUCAACCUCGCGCGUUAGAGAACGUCCGGACCCUCUGCGGCUCGAAGAUCAUCGCCUCUACUAACAGCCUAUACGGACAGUGACUUGCACCGGGCAUGUCUUCAGGCCUUGCACAAGAGGUGAGGUGCCUCACGAUGAUAUUGAUUUAUUCAGAUUCGGCAACCUCGGGGACGGGCUUUGCGAAUCUGGGCACAGAAGUGACAGAACCCAAGAGACCGCACAUCUCCAACCUACACUCCAGAUCCUCGGCUUGUGAAAACUCCAUUCCGGCCGCGUUUAAUCCUUAUGCCUUGGGCACCCAGCCGAACUUGAGAUGGCGCGGCAUCAGGGACGAAUCUCGGUUCUCGAUGCAUGCCCACGGCUGGGAGAGGCGGGUACGGCUCCGAGCAGAGUCACGGAGACCACGCAUCGUACCAAAACCAAGUCUUUCGCGGGAGCGUGAUUGUGAUCCCCAUAGUCGGCUCGCUUUUUCUUGGAAUACGAAACCGCCGAGCUCCUGGACCAGCUCAGACUAUUCGACUCGACCGACCCGACGUCCAUUGCCAUCGAACUUGAUCGUGCUUGGAUGCAGGUUUAGCACCACGCCAAGGAGUCACUUAGUGGUGGAGGAUGAUGGGGACACGACAACAGGAAUACGAGCCCCUUCGGCGACGCUGACUGCUUCUUCGACCUUUGGAAUCAGGAUCAGAGCUCAUCGAGCAGAUCUCGUAGUUCAUACACAUUGCUCGCACUCCCGAUGAAACAGUCCAUUACAUCAAAAAAGACC